UAAUAAUUGCAAUGGAAGGUGCACAUAUUGUCGUUGACAAUACCGAUACAGUGCCUGUCCGCACACAGAGCAUUUCUGUUCCCCCAAUUAUUUCGUCCCCUGUUUCCAGCGUAGGCGUGACUUCCAUUUUGACAGCGACGCCUGCAGCAGCCACAACAGCGACAACUGUGGCAGCGACGGCGACAGCGACAGCGACUUCGACAGUGGCAGUGACGGCGACAACUCCUCCGCGAAAUCCGAUUCACAAUCUUCCAAUUGAACUGCAGAAUGAUCAGAAGCGCAGAAGCUCCUCGCGCACCAUCAAACGGAAACGUUUUGAUGAUGAAAUCGUCGAGUACAACAUCACUGUGCCCACGAGUCGUGGAGGAGCAGACCCUAGCCGCAGGGACAGGCCACGCACCAGUUCGCAAAACUAUCCAGCUCUGAUGGGAAUACCCACAUCUCUUAAUAUGCAUGCGGCACCCGCUCCCAUGCUAGAGACCCCUCCUACACCGGGAUUAGUGGAAUGCCUUUUGCCUGGAACUCCAAGUGGCACAGUGGCCUCUGUUUCCCCGGCCACGCCCACUGCUGCACCGCCAGUCACACCAACGCCUCUAGUUGUGCCAGUGACUCCGAAGCCAGUCGUGGAACGUGUUCCAGCCACCGAUAGACGGCCGACUGUUCGGUCCGGGCGGCCGACCAGCAAGAGGUCACAGCGCCGCAAUGGCCGUCCCUUGGCACAGCUAGCCACCAAAGAUUUGGGACGCUGGAAACCCUGCGACGACAUGGCUUUGAUCAUCGGCAUUCAGCAGACGAACGAUUUGCGGUUAAUCCAUCGCGGUGUGAAGUUCUCGUGCAAGUUUACGGCCCAGGAGCUCCAGCAACGUUGGUAUGCGUUGCUUUAUGAACCGGCAGUGUCGCGGAUUGCCGUCUCCGCUAUGCGCAAUUUGCACCCCGAAAUGGUCGAGUCCAUACAGCGAAAGGCCCCGUACAGUACCCAGGAGGAGGAACUGCUGGGCACCAUCAGUAGUACUGAAACACCCAAGCUGGAGCACUUCCAGAAGCUGCUCGACAAGAAUGCGGGUGUUUUCUACUACGCCCGCACCGCCAAAUCGCUACACAACCACUGGCUGCUCUUAAAGCAGUACAGUCUGCUGCCGGACCAGGUGGUACAGCCGCUCCAUGGCUUGGAGCAGACGCUGCUGAGCUUCUCCGACGCAGAAGAACAGGUUUUCGAGAAUGAUGUUAAUGUGCCGCGUGACGAAGCGCUGGAAAUGGAGAGGGCUCUCACGGAUCGCCGCAACAAGCGGGACAUUCGCGUGCUGGAGAACGAGCUGUCACGUUGGGGCGUCCUGGUGGACUCUGUGCUAGGAUCAACGGCUGCCUCUGAGUUCGACAACCAGACUCUGGCCUGUUUGUGCGGCCGUAAGGUGCGCUAUCUGAUGCGCUCCAAGGAGAUUACAUUCGGACGCGAUGCCAAGGACUAUUUGAUUGAUGUGGAUCUGUCGCUGGAGGGUGCUGCGGCAAAAAUCUCUCGUCGCCAGGGCACCAUCAAGCUGCGCAGCAAUGGCGACUUCUUCAUUGCCAACGAGGGCAAGCGGGCCAUUUUUAUCAAUGGUACGCCUCUGCUGACGGGCAUGAAGACGCGACUCGCUCACAACUGCAUCAUGGAGAUGUGCGGACUGCGCCUAACCUUUCUGGUUAACUACGAGCUGAUCAAUGCCAUACGCCAUGAGAGCGCUAAGACAUCGAAUUCCCUAAAUUAGCUCCCCUAUGAGUGUCGCAUUAAAUUCUAAUUCCAUAAGUCUAGUGUUCAGAAUGAAAAAUCAAUAUGUGUAACAUCAUAAACUAAUGUGACGCCCACCUGAGGAGCUAACAGUCGACGAUCGCAACGCCUCCAAUCGAAUGGAAGCCAGAGUUCUUAAGAGGAAAUGGAAAAGAGUUCCAAUCUCCCGGAUUUUCGGCCCACAGUCUACCGCCGCAUCGAAUCUGGCUCAAGACACCUACGCCGUGCCGCCACAACUUCACAACAACGUCAAUGUCAUGGAGUUAAUUUGCGGCUAACUCGUAAGCUGCUAUUAAUUACUGCUCAGACUCUCGAAAGUGGCUGCUAAGACACCAUAACCAUCUAUCCAUAACCAUUCUAUUUGCAUGUCACCAGCGCUGCGUCGCUUACAAAGUGAAUUAAGCAAAUAAAGAUCCGCGUCUGUUGGGAACUUUUGCUCACGCGAUUGUCUAA
Drosophila persimilis is the source of this 2218-nucleotide messenger RNA. It is a transcript of the gene Rcd5, whose product is annotated as microspherule protein 1. The coding region runs from base 12 to 1745 and encodes 577 amino acids. Gene Ontology annotation, cellular component: MLL1 complex; Ino80 complex; NSL complex. Lineage: Eukaryota; Metazoa; Arthropoda; Insecta; Diptera; Drosophilidae. The transcript is spliced from 3 exons. Gene Ontology annotation, molecular function: G-quadruplex RNA binding; protein binding. The record is from RefSeq and is a predicted model, not a curated record. Gene Ontology annotation, biological process: positive regulation of transcription by RNA polymerase II.